Molecule: messenger RNA, 1086 nt
Organism: Trichophyton rubrum CBS 118892
Lineage: Eukaryota; Fungi; Ascomycota; Eurotiomycetes; Onygenales; Arthrodermataceae
Exons: 3
Coding region: 1-1086 (361 amino acids)
Cellular component (GO): membrane
Source: RefSeq, a predicted model, not a curated record
AUGCCAGUCGCCCAGGCCGACAGCCGUCAUGUGACCCUGUCAGGGCCCAGCCUUGCUUGGUGGCGGCCUUCGCCUUCUGCUGGGCUUGGAUAUAUUAGCGACUCCUCCGCUGCUGUCCCCAGAGCCUUUUCUCUGUCCCCGUCGUCCCAGCACACUCGUACGCACCCGUUUGCCGUGGGAUAUCCCCUGGUCGCCGACUCGAGAGUCCACCGCUACGAAUCCCCUCCCCCCCGGUCCGAGCUCUGUCACUGUGCAAAUAUGGCAUCAAACGCCCGGUACUCGCAGGCCCCCCAGCGGGAUUCCAUGGAUGCUCAAAUCUAUCCCCAUGCCCCUCCAUCCUAUCAAGAUGCCGCCGGCCCCUCCGCUGGAAUCUACGGAACGCAAAGAACUGAAGACGAUAACGUCCCAGAUGACUUCAAGUAUGGAGGCUCUGUGGCGGAGGCAGCCAUGCCUAUCCGGAUGCAGUUCAUUCGCAAAGUAUACUCUAUCCUCACCGUUCAACUCAUUCUCACCACCGCCCUGAGCUCAGUCUCCUUUUUCAACACGAAAUACAAGUCCUGGGUUCAGUCGCACUCAUGGCUUAUGAUCGGAUCCCUCAUCGGAGCCAUAGUCUUCAUGCUCCUCACAUACUGGAAACGCAAGAGCUACCCUACCAACCUCCUCUUCCUCAGCGGCUUCACCCUGCUUGAAGGAUACGCCAUCAGCGUCAUAACUUCAUUCUACGACUCCAAGAUAGUUAUGCAGGCUCUUGUUAUCACCAUGGGACUGUUUAUCGGCCUCACCCUGUUCGCCUGCCAGACCAAGUAUGAUUUCACCGGAUGGAUGCCAUAUCUAUUCGGUGCAUUUUGGUUCUUGGUAAUCUUCGGCUUUGUGGCGGCUUUCUUCCCAGUAGGCAAGACCAUGGAUCUGAUAUACGGAGCUGUUGGCGCGUUGAUAUUCAGUGGGUACAUCCUUGUUGACACCCAACUCGUGAUGCGACACUAUCAUGUCGAGGAGGAGAUUGCCGCUGCUAUCUCGCUCUACCUUGACAUCAUCAAUCUUUUCCUGUCCAUCCUCCGGAUCCUGAACAACCAGAGCAAUAACUAG